Molecule: messenger RNA, 1009 nt
Organism: Saccostrea cuccullata (small rock oyster)
Lineage: Eukaryota; Metazoa; Mollusca; Bivalvia; Ostreida; Ostreidae
Product: tripartite motif-containing protein 2-like
Exons: 1
Coding region: 33-1004 (323 amino acids)
Cellular component (GO): extracellular region
Source: RefSeq, a predicted model, not a curated record
CAAACAUAAAACCCCUAAAGACAAUACCUGAAAUGACAAAUUUUGAAAUGCCUAUUUUCACACCUGGCAAGGCAAAUAUUACCAAAUCAGAUGUUGGUCAUUUGUCCAGAUUAGUAAAAUCAACAUGUCCAUCUGCAGAAAUCAAAGGAAAAUCUCCGAAGAAAUCCAAGAAACUAAAGAGAAAACCUACCCUUGAAGUUUCAAUUGCUGUGGGGGAGAGGUAUGUGUACGACGUUGCCUGUGCUUCAGAAUCUUCUGUAUGGAUGUGUGGAGCAGGUCUCAUUUACUACGACAACAACGUACGGCUGCUGGAGAAAGACGGGAAUAACACAGAGACUUUAGAAUGUCCGAUGAAUCCAAAAUAUGUUGCCUUGAAGUCACCAACGUGUGUUCUAUUUAGUGACCAUACUGACAACACUGUCAAACUCUGGUCACGAGAAGUACAGAAGGUUUUGAUCACGACCGAGGACUGGACCCCAAAAGGACUGGUGGUCACGUUAUCUAAUGACGUCAUCGUCUGCCAGUAUAAGAAAACUGAGGCGGCUGUGUCAACUGCAGCGUUGUCAAGAGUCGUGAGAUACGAUGACAAAGGCUCGGUGAUUCGAAAAAUGGAAUUCAAUGGAGAUAAACGAAUAUUUCGAAAUGCUAUCUUCAUUGCAGAAAACAGAAACUUUGAUAUUUGUGUAUCUGAUGAAGAAAAACAUUCUGUUGUCGUUAUGGACAAACUGGGCAAAAUGCAGUUUGUCUACAAAGGCAACAUCAAAUCAGGCAAGUAUCAAAGUUUUAACCCAAGGGGCAUCAGCACGGACAGUCAAUGCAAUAUCCUGGUUUCGGACUAUUUGAACUAUACGAUCCACGUCAUUGAUCAGCAAGGGAAGUUCCUUAGCUACUUGCUGAGAAGGGAAGUGAAGUUUCCAUUGGGUCUCUCUGUCGACAAAAACGAUAAAGUUUGGGUUGGCGAAUAUUCAAAUGGAACAAUAAGUGUCAUCGAAUAUUUGUCGUAGAGAAG